Molecule: messenger RNA, 5015 nt
Organism: Lemur catta (Ring-tailed lemur)
Lineage: Eukaryota; Metazoa; Chordata; Mammalia; Primates; Lemuridae
Gene: NOS1
Product: nitric oxide synthase 1
Exons: 29
Coding region: 684-4988 (1434 amino acids)
Biological process (GO): nitric oxide biosynthetic process
Molecular function (GO): flavin adenine dinucleotide binding; nitric-oxide synthase activity; FMN binding
Source: RefSeq, a predicted model, not a curated record
AUAAAAGAUGUAUGCUUUGGAGCCCAGAGCGGCUCUUCUAAUGAGGGUUGCGACGUCUCCCUCCCCACACCCAUAAACCAGCCGGGUUGGACGUCACCGUUAAUUCGUUUCAGCGAUGAUAGGAUAAAGGAGGGACAUUAAGAAAUAAAUUCCCCCUCACGACCCUCGCUGAGCUCACGGCUCAGUCCCUACAUAUUUAUGCCGCGUUUCCAGCCUCUGGGCGAGCAGCUACUUAGCGCCGCGGCUCCUCCGAGGGGCGCCGGGCGGCCGAGCGCACGGGCUCAGGAAGCCCCAGAUCUGAUCUGCAUCUAACAGGCUAGCGAUCAAGAUGCCCAGAGAAUAGUUCACAUCCGUCAUGCGUCACCUCUAGACACAUCCACCAGACGCUUCUCCUCCCCGCUCUGCCUGACCUGUUGCUUAGGGACACGUCCCACCGCUCCUCCUGACGUCUGCCUGGUCGACCGUCGCUUCCUUAGAGAACAGGGAGGGAGACAGACGCGCGGAAUCAUGCCACCGACGGCCCAGCGGCAAUGAGUGGGUGACGCUGGGGUGACGUCAAGGACAGGGAAGGCUGAAGCCUCUGCAGCACCCGGCGUAGCCUGCAGCCUGGUUCCCGCGGGUGAAGUCACCCGGGCCUGGUACCAUUCGGACGUCUCCGGCCGGGCCCCUUGGAACCAGACGCCAUGGAGGAUCACGCGCUCGGCGUGCAGCAGAUCCAACCCAAUGUCAUUUCCGUCCGGCUCUUCAAGCGCAAAGUAGGGGGCCUGGGCUUCCUGGUGAAGGAGCGGGUGAGCAAGCCCCCCGUGAUCAUCUCAGACCUGAUUCGAGGGGGCGCCGCGGAGCAGAGCGGCCUCAUCCAAGCCGGGGACAUCAUUCUGGCGGUCAACGGCCGGCCCUUGGUGGACUUGAGCUACGACAGCGCCCUGGAGGUGCUCAGAGGCAUUGCCUCCGAGACCCACGUGGUCCUCAUUCUGAGGGGCCCUGAGGGCUUCACCACGCACCUGGAGACCACCUUCACCGGGGACGGGACCCCGAAGACCAUCCGGGUGACACAGCCCCUGGGUCCUUCCACCAAAGCUGUGGGUCUGUCCCACCAGCCGUCGGCCAGCAAAGAGCAGCCGCUGACAGUAGACGGGACCUUGGGUCCCGGGAACGGACCUCAGCACGCCCCAGACCAUGGGCAGGAGGCCGGCUCUGUGUCCCAUGCCAACGGCCCGGCCCCCCAGCCCCCAAGCCAGGACCCUGCCACGAAAGCAGCCAGGGCCGGCCUCCAAGGCAAAGGGGAGAACAAUGAACUGCUCAGAGAGAUAGAGCCUGUGCUGAAUCUUCUCACCAGUGGGACCAAGGGGGCCAAGGGAGGGGGACCUGCCAAGGCAGAGACCAAGGACAUGGGAGUCCAGGUGGACAGAGAUUUGGACGGCAAGUCACACAAACCUCUGCCCCUGGGCGUGGAGAACGACCGCGUCUUCAAUGACCUGUGGGGGAAGGGCAACGUGCCUGUCGUCCUCAACAACCCGUAUUCAGAGAAAGAGCAGCCCCCCGCCUCGGGCAGACAGUCCCCCACCAAGGAUGGCAGCCCCUCCAAGUGUCCCCGCUUCCUCAAGGUCAAGAACUGGGAGACUGACGUGGUUCUCACUGACACCCUCCACCUUAAGAGCACACUGGAGACGGGGUGCACGGAGCGCAUCUGCAUGGGCUCCAUCAUGCUGCCCUCCCUGCCCACGAGAAGGCCGGAAGAUGUCCGCACAAAAGAACAGCUCUUCCCUCUCGCCAAAGAGUUUAUCGAUCAGUACUAUUCGUCAAUUAAAAGAUUCGGCUCCAAAGCCCACAUGGACAGGCUGGAAGAGGUGAACAAAGAGAUCGAGACCACCAGCACCUACCAGCUCAAGGACACAGAGCUCAUCUACGGGGCCAAGCACGCCUGGCGGAACGCGUCCCGCUGCGUCGGCAGGAUCCAGUGGUCCAAGCUGCAAGUGUUUGAUGCCCGCGACUGCACCACGGCUCACGGGAUGUUCAACUACAUUUGCAACCACAUCAAGUAUGCCACCAACAAAGGGAACCUCAGGUCUGCCAUCACCAUAUUUCCCCAGAGGACAGACGGCAAGCACGACUUCCGAGUCUGGAACUCCCAGCUCAUCCGCUACGCCGGCUACAAACAGCCCGACGGCUCCACCCUGGGGGACCCUGCCAACGUGGAGUUCACAGAGAUUUGCGUGCAGCAGGGCUGGAAGCCCCCAAGAGGCCGCUUCGACGUCCUGCCGCUCCUGCUUCAGGCCAACGGCAACGACCCUGAGCUCUUCCAGAUUCCUCCCGAGCUGGUGUUGGAAGUUCCCAUCAGGCACCCCAAGUUCGAGUGGUUCAAGGACCUGGGGCUGAAGUGGUACGGCCUGCCCGCCGUGUCCAACAUGCUUCUGGAGAUCGGCGGCCUGGAAUUCAGCGCCUGCCCCUUCAGCGGCUGGUACAUGGGCACAGAGAUCGGCGUGCGCGAUUACUGUGACAAUUCCCGCUACAACAUCCUGGAGGAAGUGGCGAAGAAGAUGGAUUUAGACACGGGGAAGACGUCCUCCCUGUGGAAGGACCAGGCGCUGGUGGAGACCAACAUCGCCGUCCUCUACAGCUUCCAGAGCGACAAAGUGACCAUCGUUGACCACCACUCUGCCACCGAGUCCUUCAUCAAGCACAUGGAGAACGAGUACCGCUGCCGGGGGGGCUGCCCGGCCGACUGGGUGUGGAUCGUGCCACCCAUGUCCGGCAGCAUCACCCCCGUGUUCCACCAGGAGAUGCUCAACUACCGGCUCACCCCCUCCUUCGAGUACCAGCCUGAUCCUUGGAACACCCACGUCUGGAAAGGCACCAACGGGACCCCCACAAAGCGGCGAGCCAUCGGCUUCAAGAAGCUGGCGGAAGCCGUCAAGUUCUCAGCCAAGCUGAUGGGGCAGGCUAUGGCCAAGAGGGUCAAAGCCACCAUCCUCUAUGCCACAGAGACAGGCAAGUCGCAAGCCUAUGCCAAGACCUUGUGCGAGAUCUUCAAACACGCCUUUGAUGCCAAGGUGAUGUCCAUGGAAGAAUAUGACAUCGUGCACCUGGAACAUGAGACUCUGGUCCUGGUGGUCACCAGCACCUUUGGCAAUGGAGACCCCCCUGAGAACGGGGAGAAAUUCGGCUGUGCUUUGAUGGAAAUGCGGCAUCCCAACUCCAUACAGGAGGAAAGGAAGAGCUACAAGGUUCGAUUCAAUAGCGUCUCUUCCUACUCUGACUCCCAGAAAUCAUCCGGCGACGGGCCCGACCUCAGAGACAACUUUGAGAGUGCCGGACCCCUGGCCAAUGUGAGGUUCUCCGUGUUCGGCCUCGGCUCACGGGCGUACCCUCACUUCUGUGCCUUCGGACAUGCCGUGGACACCCUCCUGGAGGAGCUGGGAGGAGAGAGGAUCCUGAAGAUGAGGGAAGGGGACGAGCUCUGUGGGCAGGAAGAGGCUUUCAGGACCUGGGCCAAAAAGGUCUUCAAGGCAGCCUGCGAUGUGUUCUGCGUGGGGGAUGACGUCAACAUCGAGAAAGCAAACAACUCCCUCAUCAGCAACGACCGCAGCUGGAAGAGGAACAAGUUCCGCCUCACCUAUGUCGCUGAAGCUCCAGAACUUGCACAAGGUCUGUCCAAUGUCCACAAAAAGCGAGUCUCUGCCGCCCGACUCCUCAGCCGUCAAAACCUGCAGAGCCCUAAAUCCAGCCGCUCGACCAUCUUCGUGCGACUCCACACCAACGGGCACCAGGAGCUGCAGUACCAGCCUGGGGACCACCUGGGCAUCUUCCCCGGCAACCACGAGGACCUCGUGAACGCUCUGAUUGAGCGGCUGGAGGACGCGCCUCCCGUCAACCAGAUGGUGAAGGUGGAGCUGCUGGAGGAGCGGAACACGGCUCUGGGGAUCAUCAGUAACUGGACGGACGAGCACCACCUCCCGCCGUGCACCAUGUUCCAGGCCUUCAAGUACUACCUGGACAUCACCACGCCGCCCACACCCCUGCAGCUGCAGCAGUUUGCCUCCCUGGCCACCAGCGAGAAGGAGAAGCAGCGCCUGCUGGUCCUCAGCAAGGGUUUGCAGGAGUACGAGGAAUGGAAAUGGGGCAAGAACCCCACCAUUGUGGAGGUGCUGGAGGAGUUCCCGUCCAUCCAGAUGCCGGCCACCCUGCUCCUGACGCAGCUGUCCCUGCUGCAGCCUCGAUACUAUUCCAUCAGCUCCUCCCCAGACAUGUACCCGGACGAGGUGCACCUCACUGUGGCCAUCGUCUCCUACCGCACCCGAGAUGGAGAAGGACCAAUUCACCACGGCGUGUGCUCCUCCUGGCUCAACCGGAUACAGGCUGACGAGGUGGUCCCCUGUUUCGUGAGAGGCGCGCCCAGCUUCCACCUGCCCCGAAAUCCCCAAGUCCCCUGCAUCCUGGUUGGCCCAGGCACCGGCAUCGCCCCCUUCCGAAGCUUCUGGCAACAGCGGCAAUUUGACAUUCAGCAUAAAGGAAUGAGUCCCUGCCCCAUGAUCCUGGUCUUCGGGUGCCGGCAGUCCAAGAUCGAUCACAUCUACAGGGAGGAGACCCUGCAGGCCAAGAACAAGGGGGUCUUCAGAGAGCUGUACACAGCCUACUCCCGGGAACCGGACAAACCAAAGAAGUACGUGCAGGACAUCCUACAAGAGCAGCUGGCAGAUGCCGUGUACCGAGCCCUGAAGGAGCAAGGGGGCCACAUUUAUGUCUGCGGGGAUGUCACCAUGGCCGCCGACGUCCUCAAAGCCAUCCAGCGCAUCAUGACCCAGCAGGGGAAACUCUCGGCCGAGGAUGCCGGCGUGUUUAUCAGCAGGCUGAGGGAUGACAACCGGUACCACGAGGAUAUUUUCGGAGUCACGCUGCGAACGUAUGAAGUGACCAACCGCCUUAGAUCUGAGUCUAUUGCCUUCAUUGAAGAGAGCAAAAAAGAUACCGAUGAGGUUUUCAGCUCCUAACUGGACCGUCUCGCCCAGCUGGAUGCA